Messenger RNA from Vitrella brassicaformis, 1203 nucleotides. Lineage: Eukaryota; Vitrellaceae. The record is from the annotation of a GenBank genome assembly.
GUGAGGUGAGUGUGCUGUAUGUAUGUGUUUGAGUGUGGUGUGUUAUAUAUGUGAGUAUGUGUGUCGUGCCCAUACAGUGAGUGUGUGGCAUAAUCGGCAAACGUGUGGGCCCCACCCCGCCUCCGCCCGCGAAUGCCAUUGCAGGCAGGUCAUGGUGGCCCUCGUAAGCAUACUGACCACCUGAUAGAUAGACAGAGAUGGAUGAAUAACAAACAAAGAGACAGACAGGUGCAUCGCAUCCAUCAUGUCAUGAAUGAUGGAUGGAUGACGAGGGGAGGUGUGUCUUUAUUUACCGCACCGCAUGUGUAAAGACACUUACUUACAGCAAAUGGUCGCAGCCCCAUUUCGAAAUGAAUGCCUGCCCUUACCACUAUAGGCCUCGCAGCGCCAUAGCCCACCCUCUGCACACCACAACACAACACAACACACAUGCAGACAUACAUACCCCCACACAGACACAGACACACAGCGCAUCUCUCGCCUGCUGCCAUCACUCCCCCUCUCUCUCUCCCCGUCACUUACGGCAUAAGGAUAUGGAUAGCGCGGCACGUCACUUGGAAGAGGGUUGGGAUGCGGCUGGUCCCAGGGCGUCGGCCAGAUGACUGGCGGGGGGAAGGCCGGCCCAAUCGCCUCAUACGGCACCGCUGCAGCAGCAGCCGUGGGGCUGGCCAGCGAUGAGUCGGUGAACACGCUGCCGUGGGGAAGCUGGCGUCGAGUGGUCCUGCAGCGUGUAGUUGUUGAAGGGCAGUGGGUGGGGGGGAGAGACUAUGGUCGCCGGGGAACCGAGUACCGACACACGCCUGAAACAGCACAUGCAGCAAGCCAUGAGUGAUGGAGGGCGACGUAUGUGUGUGUUGGCCAUUCCCUCCCUCCUCUCUCUCUCUCUCUCUCUCUCCCUCUGUCUGUCUGUCUGUCUCUCUCUCUAUCUGUCUGUCUCCAUCACCCACCUUGGAAGGAUCCGCUCAUCCACUGGCCCACGCCCAUCUGCUGGAAGUCUUCAUCGCAUGCCUCAUCGACAUCGCGACAUCCCAAUCCCCCCGCCCAACUGGUGAAUGCAGCAGCGUCACCACCCAGGCGACUCCCACUCGCCGCUGUCGGUCCUUCUCGAAGCUCCGCCUGACCUCCCUGCCAGUGGUGGUGCUGCUGCCGUUGUGGGUCAAACCGCAUCGCCGUGUGCUGGUGGUGCAUGCUUCUCAAGGCCAU